AUGACUAUUAACCUUAAUGAUUUUCUUCAUGAUGGAUUUCUUGAUAUUUCUCUUCUUCAUAUUUCUCAAUUUCCAUUAACUUCACAAUAUUGUAUUGAAAAUGAAGUUACAGGAUUAAAUGCUUCUUCAAAUAAUUUUAUAUUAAUUAGAGAUCUUAGAGAAUAUGUUAUGUUAAAAGAAAUUGAUUUAUCGUUUAAUAAAUUAAAUACUAUUCCUUUUGUUCCUCCGUCAUUAAAAAAAUUAAAUAUUAGAAAUAAUGAAUUGUAUCAAUGUAAUUCUUUUAGUACACUUACUGAACUUAAUAUUUCUCAUAAUAAUAUUGCUGCUAUUCCACCAAUGAAUCAUUUAUUGAAUUUAGAUUGUUCAUUUAAUAGAAUAUUUUCAUUUCCUCCUAUUUUAUCAUUAACUUCUCUAAAUAUUAUUUCAAAUCAAUUAACUUCAUUAGAUCUUUUUCAUGAAUCUUUAAUAGAGUUAAAAUGUUCAAUGAAUAAAUUAACUAGUGUUAUAUUAGAAUUAAAUCAUUUAACAUUUUUAGAUAUUUCAAUUAAUCCAUUACAACAUUUAGAUAUAACAAAAUGUAGUUCAUUAAAUACUUUAUAUUUAAAUAAUUGUAAUUCAGAAUUAUUUCUUUCAAAAUUACCAUUAUCAUUAAAAGAAUUAUCAUUACAAUCUUGUGGAUUAAAUAAAUUUCCUAUUGAUUUAACUCUUUUAUCAAAUUUAACUUCAUUAAAUCUUUCAUCAAAUGAUUUGUUAGUAUUACCACCAAUUUAUACAACAUUACAAUAUCUUAAAACAAUUGAUAUUUCAAUGAAUUUAUUAGAAUGUUUUCCUGUAUUUCAUCCUUCUCUUGAACUUUUAAAAAUUGGUGGAAAUUAUUAUUUAGAAACAAUUCAUAUUACUCCUCCAUAUCAAGUUUUAACUUUUCCUACAUUAAGUCCAACACCAAUUAUUCAAUAUAUUCAUUUAGGAUCAUUUUUAAAUGCACAUAAUGUAGAUUAUAUUCACAAUUAUAAUAUUUCAUCAAUUUUAUUAGUUGGAAUUGAAAUUCCUUCUUUAUUUCAAGACCAAUGUGAUAUUUUAAGAUUAGACAUUGUUUCAGAAGAAGGACAUCAAUUAUAUGACGCAAUACCAAAUGCAAUUAAAUUUAUUAUUCAUUCUAUUCAAAGAAAAGAAGGUGUUUUAAUUAUUUGUGGAACAGGAGUUAAUAAAGCACCUGCAAUUGUUAUUGCCUUUUUAAUGUAUUAUCAACGCUUAUCUUUUAUUAAUGCGUUUAAUAAAGUUCAAGGAUUAUAUCCAUUAAUUGACAUUGAAUCAGGGUUUAUUCGUCAAUUAAAAUUAUUUGAAAAGAAACUUGAGAAAAUGAAUUCUAAUUGCAUUAUUGUUUAA
Molecule: messenger RNA, 1386 nt
Organism: Entamoeba nuttalli P19
Lineage: Eukaryota; Evosea; Mastigamoebida; Endamoebidae
Product: leucine rich repeat and phosphatase domain containing protein
Exons: 2
Coding region: 1-1386 (461 amino acids)
Biological process (GO): protein dephosphorylation; negative regulation of MAPK cascade
Cellular component (GO): cytoplasm
Molecular function (GO): MAP kinase tyrosine/serine/threonine phosphatase activity; protein tyrosine/threonine phosphatase activity; protein binding
Source: RefSeq, a predicted model, not a curated record